AUGGCCAGCCGCUCCUACUGCCUCAGCUCCAGCUGUGGGCCCAAGAACUUCAGCUCCUACUCUGCUGUCAUGCCCAAGCUUGGAGCUCACAGCAGUGUAGGUGCCAUAGCCUCCCAUGGGGGCAGUCCUGGGGGGCUGGGCUACAGAUACCUCCGGUACUUCAGCAGCAGGAGCCUGUGUGCCUUGGGGCCCCCCAGGAUGGCAGUGAGUUGCAGACGACCCCUCCAUAGUGGAUGCAGUAGUUUUGGCUACCGUGCAGGGGACAUCGGUGGACCCAGCCCACCCUGCAUCACCACUGUGAGCAUCAACAAGAGCCUCCUGGUGCCCCUCAAUCUGGAGAUUGACCCCAAUGCACAAUGUGUGAAACAUGAGGAGAAGGAGCAGCUCAAGUGUCUGAACAACAAGUUUGCCACCUUCAUUGAUAAGGUGCGCUUCCUGGAGCAGCAGAACAAGCUGCUGGAGACCAAGUAGCAGUUCUACCAGAACCGCAAGUGCUGCGAGAGCAACCUGGAGCCACUCUUCAGGGGCCACCUUGAGACACUGAGGAGGGAGGCUGAGUGUAUGGAGGCUGACAGAGGGAUGCUGGCCGCAGAGCUCAGUCAUGUGCAGGAAGCAAUGGAGGGCUACAAGAAGAAGUAUGAAGGGGAGUUGGCCCUCAGGGCUGCAUCUGAGAAUAACUUCGUGCUGCUGAAGAAGGACAUUGACAGUGCCUACUUACACAAGGCAGAUCUGGAAACCAAUGUGGAGUCACUGAGGGAGGAGAUGGUCUUCCUACAGUCCCUCUAUGAGCAGGAAAUCUGCUACCUUCAGUCCCAGAUUUCAGAAACUUCAGUUGUGGUGAAGAUGGACAACCACCGGGAGCUCAACAUGGACAUGGUGAUAGCUGAGAUCAAGGCUCAGUAUGAUGACAUUGCAAGCCACAGCCGGGCUGAGGCUGAGUCCUGGUAUCAGACCAAGUGUGAAGAGAUGAAGGCCACGGUGGACCAGCAGGGCGAGAACCUGCACAGAAGCAAGGAGGAGCUGGGCGAGCUGAACCAUGUGAUUCAGAGGCUGACAGUGGAGGUGGAGAACGCCAAGCAGCAGCACUGCAAGCUAGAGGCAGCCAUAGCAGCGGCCGAAAAGCAGGGUGAGGCGGCCCUCACCGAUGCCCGCUGCAAGCUGACCGAGCUGAAGGGUGCCCUUCAGAAAGCCAAGCAGGACAUGGCCUGCCUGCUGAAGGAGUACCAGGAGGUGAAGAACUCCAAGCUGGGCCUGGAUGUGGAGAUUGCCACUUACCACAAACUACUGGAGGGAGAGGAAAGCCGGUUGUGUGAAGGCGUGGGAGCAGUCAAUAUCUGUGUGGGCCGUUCCCAGGGUGGUGUGGUCUUCAGGAACCCUGGUUCCACUGUCUCAUGUGGCUUAGGAGGUGUGGCCAUCAACGGUGGUGUUCUGUGCUCCCCCUCUCUAGUGGGGUCCUCCUCUAGUGCAAGAUUUGUGCGGUUUGCAUAG
This is a messenger RNA of Perognathus longimembris pacificus (Pacific pocket mouse), 1488 nucleotides long. RefSeq names its product keratin, type II cuticular Hb5-like. Gene Ontology annotation, molecular function: structural constituent of skin epidermis. Gene Ontology annotation, biological process: keratinization; intermediate filament organization. Gene Ontology annotation, cellular component: keratin filament. The record is from RefSeq and is a predicted model, not a curated record. The transcript has 9 exons. Lineage: Eukaryota; Metazoa; Chordata; Mammalia; Rodentia; Heteromyidae.